UCAACGUCGUCUUUGCGCAGCAGUUACGCAGCUGCGCAGUCAAAACAGAAAGUAUCCUGCUUGCUAAACUCUUUUCCAUGCGCCAUUCGUUUAUUAAUGUGCCAGGAUAUUUCGCAUCUAUUCUAAACAAAAAGGAACACUAAAUCAUUACCGGCUAGACGUUAUGGCAUUGCGGGCAUGUGGAUUUGUUAUUUUUCGGCGUUUGGUCCAGAAGCCUCCCCCUGAUAAUAUAGAGUUCCUUCUGCUGCAGACGUCCUAUGGGGAACACCACUGGACACCACCCAAAGGUCAUGUUGACCCUGGAGAGGACGACUUUACCACCGCCUUGAGAGAGACACAGGAGGAAGCAGGUUUAGGUAAAGAUCACCUGCGUAUGGUCGACGGCUUCCUGCAGAGGUUGCACUAUCAGGUCCGAGGAAAGGACAAAGAUGUCCUCUAUUGGUUGGCUGAGCUGCGUGACCCAAACACACAGGUCGUUCUCUCAGAUGAACACCAGGAUUACCGCUGGGCCAAACUAGAGGAAGCCUGCAAGCUGGCAAAAUACCAGGACUUACAGGACACACUUACAGCAGCACAGCGGUAUCUAGAAACACAGGGCAAACAGUAACAUUUACACUUGGUUUUGACAUUUAGACACUGACAGAGUUGAAUGCUAGCUCUCAUCUUUAUAAAAUUGUUUUAGGAUGUCAAAUUAAUUAUGGAGGACCUAAUGUGCUUUAUGAAAUUUGACUGUGAGAAUAGACAUUUGACUUCAAUCCUUUUUGCGUCUUUACUUGCUAAGCUGAAUUUAAUUUGAAUUCAUAAAAAGGUUGCUUCCAAGAAGUUAAAAAUAUUAAGACAAAUGCACAACCUUUAAAUCUCCACCAACAAGUAAAACAAAGCUGCCAUUCAUUCCCAAGAUUGUUCCGGGUUAGCUGUAAUGAUCUGUGGCAUACUGUCAAUUAACAUGGAAAAUCAUGUCGAGAAGCCCCACAAUAAAAAAAGAAAAA
Messenger RNA from Carassius carassius (crucian carp), 989 nucleotides. It is a transcript of the gene nudt2, whose product is annotated as nudix (nucleoside diphosphate linked moiety X)-type motif 2. NCBI's taxonomy places the organism in Eukaryota, Metazoa, Chordata, Actinopteri, Cypriniformes, Cyprinidae. The coding region runs from base 164 to 607 and encodes 147 amino acids. Gene Ontology annotation, biological process: AMP biosynthetic process; ATP biosynthetic process. The record is from RefSeq and is a predicted model, not a curated record. Gene Ontology annotation, molecular function: bis(5'-nucleosyl)-tetraphosphatase (asymmetrical) activity. The transcript is spliced from 3 exons.